This is a messenger RNA of Danio aesculapii, 2489 nucleotides long. RefSeq names its product spindle and centriole associated protein 1 (gene spice1). Lineage: Eukaryota; Metazoa; Chordata; Actinopteri; Cypriniformes; Danionidae. Bases 89 to 2260 code for a protein of 723 amino acids. The record is from RefSeq and is a predicted model, not a curated record. Gene Ontology annotation, biological process: mitotic spindle assembly; metaphase chromosome alignment; regulation of centriole replication. The transcript has 18 exons. Gene Ontology annotation, cellular component: centrosome; centriole; spindle.
UUUAAAUUCGUCCAGAUCAACGCUUCGCUUCCUCCUGUUACUAACAGCACAAACCAAACAAACGGUGAUACCCCUUUCUGUUACUGAGAUGUCUUUAGUGCGAAUAAACCGUCCUUUCUAUUGUGCUGGUAAAAGACCCGUACGAACCAGAAAAGUGUCUGCACCCAAGAAAGAAUGGGUGAGCACAGUCAAUGAUCUUUCAGUGCACAAAGCCACGCCAGAGGAGCUGGCUCGACGUCAUGAGAUGCACAGGUCUCAGAACAGAGUCGUGGCACAGUGGGAGUUAAAAGAAAAGGCUCUAACACGCAGACGGAGGAAGAACCAGCCCCUGAGCCCUCCAGGACUUGAUAGAGCCAAACGAGACAUCAUCAGAGAAGUGUUUUCAGAUCACUGUCAGUUGCAGGAUGUCAUUGCAAGAUCAGACAGAGCUUUGGCUGUAGUGAAAGACCUUUUUGGCGAUGCACCUCGUAGACGCACAGGAUUCCCCAGCAUUACUGUGGCACCUGACUGUGACUCUGACUCUGAGCUUCCUGUUCAUCAAAAACCUGAUCCUCCAACACAGCUGUCAUUGCUCAGCCAGUCUAUGAUGGAUCAGCAGGCCCUGAAUGAGUUGGAGGAGCAUGAAGAAGAAUGUGAAGAAGUCCAGGAUGCCUCUGUGCACCUCAGAUCUUUGAUGCACAGGAAAAGAAAUAAAUGUAGGCCAAAGUCCUUUCCAAAGGGCUCAGAUAAUCCAGAGCAAGAUCUACCCCAGAAACCAUUCACUACAGGAGUCAGAGAAGGCCACGCAGCCCUCAAUGCCACAGUGGCUGUAGAGCAGGUAAAGUCUAGACAGACUCAUCCUGGUGUUAACCAGUCUACCUCGUUUGUCAACCAGGUUUUAAACCUGGAGCCUGCUUCCUCUCAACACGGUGUUAAGAACAGGUCAGCUCAAGCCAGCAGGGGGCGCUCAGCACAAACAUCUGCUCCGAAUGGCUCGGGGUUGAACUCAUUGGCAGGAAACCAGUCCAGUCUGGAGCUUCUGCAGAGCAUGCUUGAACAGGUGGAGACUGAGCUGGACUCUCUAGACCAGCGGAAUCCUCAAAGUUUAGAAACCAGACCUCAGCAGCAGAAACCAGGCCUCACCGGUUUCUCUGUGGCUCUACUGACCACACUCAGACGUAUAACCAGUCAUAUUAAAAAAAGAGAUGAGGAGUCUUUGAGGGAGACACAGGAGAGAAGAAGGCUAGAAGACGAGGUGAAGGAGCAGAGGGCUUUGAUUGAUGCUCUGACUGUGGAGUCCCUGACGCUGAGAGAGGAGAGCGCCACCAUUCAGGCGAGGUUGCAGCGGCAGAUCUCUGAUCUAGAGCAGCGACUAAAUGCUGUUACCCUGAUGGCAGGAGGACCAGAUUCUGCAGAACCUCACAGAACAGUGCAAAUCAUAGACAACACAACUCAAAGAAGCAGUCAUCCGGAGACUGAAAAGGAUCUACAGCAACAGGACUUUGUCUCUGCAGCCGUGCUGCUUUCUCCUCCUCGACAACGAGAUGGUCAUCCUCACACCGCGUUUCGUCCACAUCCGCAUUCAGCCACCCAGCUCUACAGCGGCUCCUGUGCUGCAACAGGAAGUCAGGGUUCACUGGAGGACUUUGACAUCUCCAUCUCUCCUUCCUCCUUCGCUAGUCUACCACGACCCGCUCAUCUGCUGGACGAUCUUUCUCAGGAUGCCAUGCUGGAGGAGAUUGCCGAACUGACUCGACAGAAUGCUGCCAUCAGGGCUCAGUUGGUGCAGCAGCGUCCAUCUCCAGCCGGAGCUUCAGUGUCCAGAGAGCAGAGCGCAGAAACAUUCUCUACAACCAGCUCCGUGUGUAGACAAACAUCACACUGCGCAGAGUCACAGCAAACACUGCAGCCUGUUUCAGCAGAAAGACCUUCAGCAAUGGAGAUCGAACAGAAACUGCAGGAACUGAACCGCCAAAGUGCCGAAGCUAGAGCUAAACUACUAGAGCUGAUUGAGCAACAGAAACAGAGCACAUCCAUCAGAGUUUCUCCUGCCAUCUCUCCUGUUCCUCCUUCCUCCAGCAGCACUCUCACAGUUAAAGGCUUCAAUCCAGGCUUCAAUCCACUUCCUGAGAGAAACCAUUCACCACAACUCAGUGCUAGCAUUCGAAGGUCAGCUGGAAGAGUCUCACCACACAGCUCUGAUAGUGGGGAAAUCCCAGAAAAUCAGGUGGACAAGCUGAAAAGAGAUGGCUGGUUUGCAUUGUCAGCUCACGUCAAAUAAUGUUUCUAUGCAUAACACUAUAUUUACAAUGCACAGCAUUUCCAAUACAUUUAACAUCCUUAGUUUGGUCUUCCUGACCAGUGUAAGAAACCAUGAGCGUUAAAGGAAUAGAUACAUUUUAUCUAGAAUGUAGUUCACUUGAACUCUCAUAUGAAGUAUUUUUUUAUAUAUAUAUUAGACAUGCUGAAUGACUUGUCAGCUUUAUUUAAUGUAUGAAUGCAAUGAAAAA